Molecule: messenger RNA, 1578 nt
Organism: Syngnathus acus (greater pipefish)
Lineage: Eukaryota; Metazoa; Chordata; Actinopteri; Syngnathiformes; Syngnathidae
Gene: krt1-c5
Product: keratin, type 1, gene c5
Exons: 9
Coding region: 109-1389 (426 amino acids)
Molecular function (GO): structural molecule activity
Source: RefSeq, a predicted model, not a curated record
UGAGAGGCGAUCCUGUGCAGCCAGACUCACCUGCACAGCCCCGUUUCCCACGGCCAGGACGCUUCGUCCAGGAGAUCCCAAGCUUCACCAAUUGCAAUUCGCAGGAGGAUGGCGUCAACGCUGUCUGUGCGCAGCUACUCGGUGCGCCAGCCUUCAUUCUCUAGCGUGUCGGUGAGGGAUGGCGCCAGGAGCGGCGCCCGCUCCAAACCGGCCAUGUCCAUGGCCGGCGCCCUGUCGCGCUCCGUGUCGGUGGGCAACGGGCUCCACCUGCUGGGCGCCGGCCUGUCCCUGAACGGGCUGGGAGCGGGGGCCAGUGAGAAGGAGACCAUGCGGGGGCUGAACGACCGUCUGGCCAACUACCUGGACAAGGUGCGCUCCCUGGAGAGGUCCAACGCCGAGCUGGAGAUGAAAAUCAAACAACUGAUGGUGGAGAGGCAGCCCAAAGGACACGACGUGGACAACAUGAUGGCUCAGGCGCACGCCAUCGGGCAAGAGGUGCGGAAGAGGACGCUGGAAAACGCCCGCCUCAUGCUGGAGAUCGACAACGCCAAGCUGGCGGCCGAUGACUUCAGGGUCAAGUGGGAGGCGGAGGUGGCCUUGUGUCAGUCGGUCGAGCGCGACUGCCAGGCCCUGAGGCGAGCCAAGUCCGAUCACGACCAGAUUAUCUCCAUGCUGAGAGGGGACCUGGACAGCCUCAAGGAGGAGCUCUACUUCCUCAAGAAGAACCACGACGAGGAGAAGAGCUCCUUCAAGGUCCGCCUGGCCAAUGAGCAGGUGAACGUGGAAGUGGACGCCGCUCAGGGCCCCGAUUUGGGUGCCAUCAUGGCCGAGCUGAGGGUCCAGUAUGAGGGCAUCGCACGCAAGAACAAGGAGGAGGCCGAGGCCUGGUACCUCAAGAAGCUGGACGCUGUGCAGUCGGAGGUGAAGGAGAGCAACGAGGCGCUCCGAUGUGCCCAAAGCGAGCUGGGCGAGAGGCGACGUUUCCUGCAGGCGCUCGAGGUAGAACUGGACAGUCUUCGCAAGCAGGCAGGUAUGCUGGAGGGCAACUUGAUGGAGACGGACCACAAGUACUCGGUGGAGAUGGACCGCCUGCAGGUGGCGCUGGUGCAGCUGGAGGAUGAGCUGUCUCAGCUGCGCCUGGAUAUGCAGCGCCACAAGACCGACUACGAGCAGCUUCUGCGCAUCAAGCAGAACCUGGAGAUGGAGAUCGCCACCUACAGGAAGCUGCUGGAAGGAGAGGAGAUGGUGAAAGAAAAACCUCCAACUCCUAAAAAAGACCCUGACGUGCGCACCAGGAAGAUUGUCAAGGUGGUCACUCAGACGAUGGUCAACGGCAAAGUGGUGGAUGAGUCCAGCGAGGUGGAGCAGAUUGAGGAGCAUAAAAAAUGAGCAACUGUGGAGCCUGACACAGCCCUAAAAAGCGCCUGCUGGUCCAUGGAUGAAGCUUCAAGAAAACCUUAUUGAUGGCAAUGCAACUUUGCCAAAAAGGAUGCGCCUUGUCCUGACAUAUUAGGAAAACUGCAAUUACAUACAAAUAGAAUCAUCAUGUAAUGACAAUUAAAAACAAGGAGUGAUGAA